Messenger RNA from Triticum turgidum subsp. durum (durum wheat), 606 nucleotides. The record is from the annotation of a GenBank genome assembly. Lineage: Eukaryota; Viridiplantae; Streptophyta; Magnoliopsida; Poales; Poaceae.
AUGGCGAACCAGGGAUCCAAGAAGAUUGUGGAGAGGAACAGGAAGCGCAUGGAUCUCCUCUGGCGCAUAAUCCUCGUGUCCAACGUUAUUUACAUAGUAGUGAGGAUGGCUGUAAUGUACUCUUCUUUCACCUGGAAGCAUUGGAUUGGCCUCGUGGUGACAUCUGCUGCAUACUUUCUUUCAUACAAGCAACUCGCUAGUAUGACAAAGCCCGAAUAUUCUGACGCGGACAAUCGUGAACUUCUGAGUUCGGGUUAUGACUUGGCCACCGGUGGGCUUUCGGAAUAUAUAGAGGAUGUGAUAUACAUCACAGCAUUUGUGCAGCUUACGUCCAUUAUUUCUGGAAAAUUUUGGUGGACAUAUCUGGUGAUACCAGCUUUCGGUGGAUACAAGAUCUUUUUUCUGUUGAAGGGAACAUUCUUCGGUGGUGGUUCAGAGGGUGAAGUCGAAGAUGAGAAGUCUCGAAAGAAGAGGGAGAAAAUGGAGAAAAAGGCAUCUAGAGGGAAGAUGCUAGCACAAAUGUCAACUAAUCUUAAAGUUAUGAUGAAUACCAGCAUUGGUAUUUGUAUAUUUCCUGACCCUUCUGGUUAUGUAAACCAACAAUGA